UUUAAUAACGAAUGUGACCACAUUAGAGCAAAGCUACAAUGUAGUAACGAGAAAACAUUGGUCCUUGGUAUGCUUUUUUUCUUUUUCCCUUUAUUUAUCUUUAAUAUGAUUGGAUAAACACGAGAGCUCUUUCUUUUUCAUUUAAUGCUUAUUAUAACCCAUGGACAUAAAACUGCUCGAUGGGUACUUGUCCAUCAGCAAUCCAGGGGCUUCUUCUCUUUUCGAAAGCUACUUUCAAAAAAGCCAGGUCAGUUACCAAAGCCUAAAGCAAUAGAAGAUAUUCAAGUGCAUCAUGGAAUAACUCGAAAAGACAUGUUUUCUUGGAUGGAAGACCUUUCAAACCCUGAUGUUGCAUCCUAUAUUAAAACAGAAAACAAGUAAGAAAAGGAUGAAUUGUUACUGUUUUGUUAAUCCCCC
This is a messenger RNA of Rhizopus microsporus ATCC 52813, 417 nucleotides long. RefSeq lists its product as uncharacterized. Bases 145 to 381 code for a protein of 78 amino acids. The record is from RefSeq and is a predicted model, not a curated record. Lineage: Eukaryota; Fungi; Mucoromycota; Mucoromycetes; Mucorales; Rhizopodaceae. The transcript has 4 exons.